AAUAGUCGAGAACGACGAAUACAGCCCAAAAGUAACAUCAGCGUUCUAAGAAUACCGGCGCAAACGUUGCUCCUGUGGCCGCCGUAGCCGCCAUUUUGAUACAAAUGUCUACCGACAAUGCGCUAAUUAUUCUUGCGAGAAUAUUGCGAGUAAUCGCAAGAGCUCCACCACUCCCUUAGAAAUUUCGACUUUGAAUUUUCGCUGGGGCGGACUUCGCGUAUAAAACUUGCCGACGUACGUGCCGAUAGAGGGAAGCCGCGAUUGCAUCGCGCCGGUUGCCAGUUUUCGAAUUUCCAUUGUUUUCAUUUCUCUCGAAGUUUUUUUUCUGUUAGUGUCUUCUCCUUCUUCCUUCCCCCUUUUCAUAUGCAUCGGAGCGUUAAACGCAGCGUGCGCUCGUUUUGUUAUUUGCUGAAAGUCGUUUGCAUCCGUUGCAUUGCCCGAACUAGGUUAACAGAUUGUUCACGUUAAUCACAAUGAGUAAAGUUAAGGAGUCUCCUCAUUCAGAUAACGAGGCAGAAGAGGAAUUUAGUGUAGAAAAGGUUCUAGAUAGAAGAGUUGUGAAGGGGAAGGUAGAAUAUUUCUUAAAAUGGAAAGGAUAUUCAAACGAUGAAAAUACUUGGGAACCAGAAGAAAACUUGGAUUGUCCUGAUUUAAUUGCUCAAUUCGAGGACCAACGAAAGAAGAAAGAGGCGGCAGCAUCUGGAAAACGCCAUGAAGAAAAAGAACAGAAAAAACGAAAGAGCACCAGCACACCGACACCUACUCAAGCUAAGAAAAAAUCAGUUGAGGAUAAAAAACUGGAAGGAGUUGACAGAAAUUUAGAGUCCGAACAUAUCGGUGCGACAGAUUUGUUAAGAAUAAAAGAUAUCAAUAUACGAAUAUCCUUGACUUGGUAUAUUUAUAAAUUUAUUUCUUUUAUAGGAUUUGACAGAAAUUUAGAGCCCGAACGUAUUAUCGGUGCGACAGAUUCCAGCGGCGAGUUGAUGUUCCUGAUGAAAUGGAAGGGAACCGAUGACGCGGACUUGGUACCUGCACGUAUCGCUAAUGAAAAGUGUCCACAGAUCGUGAUUAAGUUUUAUGAGGAACGACUCACGUGGCAUAGUCCCGCUCAUGACGACGAAAGCUCUACGAAACCUGAUCCGGAGUAGCGUUCAGCCUUCCGAUAUGCAUAUACUGCGCGGUUUAGAAUAUGUCGCAUCUAGCGAGAUUUGUUAACCGCGGGCAACAGGAGAAGUGAACAACUCGCGAACUCAUCUGUCAUCAGUGCACAUUGCAAAUAAUUAAUAUAGAUUUAACGUUUUCGUAUGAGCUUUGAGAAGUUUAUUAAUAACGAUACAUAAUUACCUAUUUUUGGAUUGUAAAAACGCGAGUUUUCAUAAAGUAAUUGUAUAAUAUUGUUGACAUGCAUAUCCAAACAUUUCUCUCAAUUAAUAAUUCAAUAAAUUUCUUUAAAUUAUUUCUUUAAGUAUAUUAGUAUUCACCAAACAUAUUCCUUUCACAGUGGCAAUGAUUUAUACGAGAAUUGCGCGCUUUCUUGUUCUUUCCCGUCUUAAUAUAUUUUUUAAUGUAUUUUAAUAUUACGCUACCAAACUCAUACCACUUACCUACCUUUCAAAUUUCUAACGAAAAUAAAUUAUCUGAAAUAC
Molecule: messenger RNA, 1646 nt
Organism: Ooceraea biroi (clonal raider ant)
Lineage: Eukaryota; Metazoa; Arthropoda; Insecta; Hymenoptera; Formicidae
Product: chromobox protein homolog 1
Cellular component (GO): nucleus
Source: RefSeq, a predicted model, not a curated record